Molecule: messenger RNA, 243 nt
Organism: Clunio marinus
Lineage: Eukaryota; Metazoa; Arthropoda; Insecta; Diptera; Chironomidae
Source: the annotation of a GenBank genome assembly
AUGUUGCAGACUAAGCCAAAAGUUAUGCAACGAUUAAAGCGCUGCAUGUCUGUUGAUCAAUUUUUCAUCUUCUAUACAUUAAUCUUAAAUGCUUUUUUUCAUCAUUUUUUGGUCAUUGAAAAGCUUUUGAAAGAUUUACAGAAGAUGAAGUCAGAUGAGUCAGAAUCAGAAUCCGAAGCAAAUAAAUCUUCGGUGACAAUCCUUUCUUCUAAGAAGUCCCAGAAAAGAACACUCUGUGGGUAG